AUGUGGCGCCUCGGGCGCGCUGCGACAGCGCUGGGGGCGACCCCACGCAGCUUGCGAUUCCGACUCCAGACGCUCGCGGCAGAGGCGACCGAAGCUCCAAAGCCUCGGCCCAGGCCAGCAGCCAGACGGAAGGAGAUGGUAACGGCAGGAAGGGUACUGGGCGCCGCUGUAGGAGGUGCUGGAGUUGCUUACGCAGCAUCGGACAGUGUCCGCGGUCCGGUCGACGAAGCUAUCAAGAAGCUCACAGAAGCUUUUGAGGACUUCAACGACACUUCGCGCGAGUUCUUUGAGAACACGGGAGAUCGGCUUCUGGGCAAGCGCCAGGAGCCGUGGCUCCUGGACCGCCAGACCAUGAAAUACGAUGAGAUGCUCCCCACGUUGGUGCUUGACUUGGACAAGGUGAUACUUCACCUUCAUCACGAGAGCAAGCAGGGCUGGCAAGUUGUCAAGAGACCCUUCGCGGACCAGUUCUUCAAGGAGAUCUGCCACUACUACGAGCUGGUUAUUUUCUCUGACGAUGUGUUUCCAGUGGCUUUGGACAUUGUCUCGAAAUGGAACCUUCCAAUCUCGGGCGUUCUUCAUCGAGACUUCUGCAAAAAGAAGCGGAACCAUUUCGUGAAGGACCUUUCCAAGUUGGGGCGCAGGUUGGACAGAACCCUCAUGAUCGACCACGAUCCGGCAGCUUUCCAGCUGCAGCCGGCCAAUGGUAUCGUGAUUCGGCCUUUUGAUGGCGACACCAGCGACACGGAGCUUGCAGACCUGCUAGAGUUUCUGAAGGCAGCCGCCUGCAGCCCUGCCGACCUUCGCAAGUUUGUGGAAAAGUAUGGCGGCGGAGACGAGGACGUGGGCAGGCGCUACCUGUUGCAGAAGCAGGAGCAGGACAAGCUCGUCGAAAGCCGCAGGUCUUUCGGCAGGGCCUUUGGCAAGAAUCCAGCGAUCGGCGCUCCGCCUGGGCAGUUCGGUGGCUUCGGCAACAUGCGCUAG
Messenger RNA from Symbiodinium necroappetens, 984 nucleotides. NCBI's taxonomy places the organism in Eukaryota, Dinophyceae, Suessiales, Symbiodiniaceae. The record is from the annotation of a GenBank genome assembly.